Molecule: messenger RNA, 1461 nt
Organism: Danaus chrysippus (African queen)
Lineage: Eukaryota; Metazoa; Arthropoda; Insecta; Lepidoptera; Nymphalidae
Source: the annotation of a GenBank genome assembly
AUGCAAUAUGAUCCUGGUACUCUCUUAGUCAUCGGCCAGUUAAAAUACUUCAUCCUCUUGGGUUAUAUACAAGAUAAAGGUGACAGCAUUUGGGACAAAUAUGUUCACGACCACCCAGAAAUUAUAUCAGAUGGUAGAAAUGGUGAUAUAGCUUCCGACUCCUACCACCAGUACAAGAGAGAUGUGGAAAUGUUGAGGGAAUUGGGUGUGGAUUACUAUAGGUUCUCAAUAUCUUGGAGCAGAGUUUUGCCUGGUGGAUUCUCGAAUAAAAUAAACGAAAAAGGUCUCGAAUACUACGACAAAUUGAUAGAUGAAUUAUUGAAAUACAACAUAAAACCGAUGAUAACUUUAUACCAUUUUGAUUUGCCACAAACGCUCCAAGAUUUUGGAGGUUGGGCCAAUCCAUUGUCAAUACAAUGGUUUGAAGAUUAUUCAGCUGUGAUCUUUAAAGCAUUUGCACAUAAGGUUCAAUAUUGGAUAACCAUUAAUCAACCAAAUUCUAUAUGCGUGGAAGGUUACGGUCAGGAUUUGAUGGCACCAGCAAUCGAGUCAAGUGGAAUCGCUGAUUAUAUGUGUGUAAAAAAUGUGCUGCUUGCCCAUGCGAAGGCUUACAGGUUAUAUGAGAGGGAAUAUAAGAAGAAGUAUAAGGGAUCUGUUGGCAUAGCGCUUGCAUUAAACUGGGCAGAUCCAGUCAACAACAGCACGGAAAAUGUUGAAGCUGCGGACAUUUACAGAGAAUUUAUGAUCGGUCUCUACAUGAAUCCUAUAUGGUCGAAAGAAGGUGGGUUCCCCAAAAUGGUGAUUGAGAGAGUACAUCAGAACAGCUUGAAGCAAGGAUUCAAGAAAUCUAGACUACCCACCCUUAGUAAGGAAGAAAUUAGUCUUUUGAAGGGGUCUUCAGACUUCGUUGGAGUGAAUCAUUAUACGACUGUCCUAGUGAAGAGUACGGACAAGUUAAUAACAGCGCCAUCUAUCGAGGACGACAUGCAUGUUGAGCUCACAUACAGAACGGAGUGGAAGAACGCGACAUCUAGCUGGUUGAAGAGCGUACCCUACGGUAUAUACAGGGUGUGUGUAUAUCUCAAUACAAAGUACGACUACCCUCAAAUGUUUGUGACGGAACACGGCUGGUCUACGGGACCAGGGUUGAAAGAUCACACGAGGGUUGAGAACUUGAGGCUGUACUUGAAGGCUUUACUGUUUGCGUUAGAAGAUGGCACGGACUUGAGAGGUUAUACGACGUGGAGUCUGAUGGACAAUGUGGAGUGGGUCGCUGGAACUAGGUACGAAAGAUUCGGUCUUUAUGAAGUAGACUUCGAAUCAGAGAAUAGAAAUAGAACAGCGAGACUAUCAGCCCUGGCGUAUAAACGAAUCAUAGAGAAGAGGAUCGUUGAAGACGAUUAUAAACCGGACAAUUUAAAAAUAUCGAUAACCAACAGAAAUAUCAAGACGGAACUGUGA